GUUUGUAAACAUGCCGAAAAACAAAACACACAAGUAAAAACUACCACCGGAACAGUCUACAUAACACAUUUUUCUUUCGGCCUUUCUUCUAAAUUUACAAGUGAAAAUUCAUUUCUUUUAAAUAAAAUAUAUAAAAAACUAAUUAUCUCACAAAAAUGGACGAGAAAGCAGAAGUAGAGCGCGAAACUCCCAGGGAAAAAAUGAUCCGGAGCAAAGGGCCCGGGCCGAAGUACCUGCUGCCGUCGACGGUGGGCUACGUGAAGCACGACGGCACGCGCUACCGCAACCCGGCCUGGUCCAUGGGCCACCGCCUGGACACGCGGCGCGGGUACGUCACUCCGGGGCCCAAGUACAAGCCCGCCGACAACGUGACCCGCUUCGGCUCCAACAAGCCCGCCGGCAUCACCAUGGGCAGUCGCCUGGAGCACGCCAAGCGGUUCCAGACGCCCGGGCCGGACGCGUACAGCCCGGAGUUACACCCGCACCCCGGCAGCCAGAACCCGCCCGCCUGGUCGCUGGCCAAGAGGCUGGAGUCGUCCAGGCGCCACACCACCCCGGGGCCCAACCAGUAUCGCAUCCCCACCACCAUAGGGCGGCAGCCGGCGGCGCCCGACACCAACUCGGCGCCCGCGUUCGCCAUGGGCGUGCGGCUGGACUCGGCGAAGCGCGGCAGCGGCUCGCCAGGCCCCGCGGGCUACCCCGCCACGCCCGCCACGCUCACCAAGACCCGGCCCCCGGCCUACUCCAUGGGCCACCGCUUCCCGCCGCCGGGCGCCAGGAAGGUGGACGCCGGCUUCCAGUACCCGGGCGACUACACGUGGAAGCGGCCCCCCGCUUUCUCGUUCGGCGCGCGCCACUCCGAGUUCAGCGACACGCUGCGUCUGCCCGCCGACGACGACUACCCCACCACGGGCCCGCCGCGCAAGGUGGACAUGGGGCCGCCGUGCGCGCCCAAGGCGUCGCCGCCGCUGCCGGUCGCGGCCUGCACCUGCUGAGGUCCGCGCCUCCAUCGGCACCCCCCCCCCCUCUCUCUCGACACACCCGCUCCCUCUCUCGACACACAACCCCUCCCUCGACACCCCCCUCCUCUGAUGAUACCCCCCUCCCCACUCCCUCUCUCGACACACUCUCUCUCUCGACACACAACCCCUCCCUCGACACCCACCCCCUCACUCGACACACAACCCCUCCCUCGACACCCCCCUCUCUCGACAUACACCCCUCCAUUGACACCCCCCUCCUCUGACACACCCGCUCCAUCGACACACAACCCCUCCCUCGACACCGCUCUCCUCUGACAAACCCGCUCCAUCGACAAUACACAUCCACAAAACACCACCAUACUCGCCAAAACAAAAAAGCAAAAUAAAAAUAGCAAAAUCUGCAACUCC
Messenger RNA from Bacillus rossius redtenbacheri, 1391 nucleotides. Its product is annotated as ciliary microtubule associated protein 1A-like. The transcript has 4 exons. Lineage: Eukaryota; Metazoa; Arthropoda; Insecta; Phasmatodea; Bacillidae. The coding region runs from base 156 to 995 and encodes 279 amino acids. The record is from RefSeq and is a predicted model, not a curated record.